Exophiala oligosperma is the source of this 672-nucleotide messenger RNA. RefSeq lists its product as uncharacterized. Bases 1 to 672 code for a protein of 223 amino acids. Gene Ontology annotation, cellular component: nucleus. The transcript has a single exon. NCBI's taxonomy places the organism in Eukaryota, Fungi, Ascomycota, Eurotiomycetes, Chaetothyriales, Herpotrichiellaceae. The record is from RefSeq and is a predicted model, not a curated record.
AUGUCUUCUCACGAUCACCAUCAUCAUGGCCAUGGUCACGACCACGGACACGGUCAUGGCGAUGGACACGACCACUCACACGAUCUAGAACCGGCUCUUCAAUCUAACCUCUACAAACAAAUCAACUUUGAAGGUAUCAUCACAUUCAACGAGGCCGAACCUCGCUCGGGUGCCUCCAUCGUCCAAAAGACCUGGGACGAGCGGAUGAACGAAACCCCCAUCCUAGAAAGUGACGCCGACGAGCAACUCCUCAUGCACGUCCCGUUUUCCGGUUCAUGUAAACUCUACUCCAUCCUCAUCAGAACCUCAGACUCCGACUCGGCGCCCAUGACGCUCAAACUCUUUCGCAACCGCGACGACAUGGAUUUCGGCAUGGCCUCCGAUCUGGCCCCGACUCAGAUGCUGACACUUCCCAAAACCAACGACGUGGCCGAGAUCCCCUUGAACCGAGCUCUCUGGAGCGGCACGACUUCCGUCAAUCUCUUUUUCGAGGACAACCACUCCGGCGGCGACGAGGAUGUCACCAGGAUAGCCUACCUCGGCUUCAAGGGCGAUUUCAUGGCUCUCAACCGCGAACCCGUCAGCGUCUUGUACGAGGCUGCGGCGAACCCACAAGACCACAAGUUGAUUCAGGGAUUGACUAAUGUCAAUCGAUCCAUGCCGGGACAGUAG